AGUGAGCACAACUAUGCCUGCGAGAUCUGGUUUACCGCCAUCAUCACAGGCCGGAGUGCCAAUUCCGAGCUCUCAAAUGGCUGGAACGCCAGAACCAGCAAGAAAACUCAAGAAGUAUCGACCAGUCAAGCCAUUGUCAUAUGAGCUUCGAGAUAUCAUCAAUGUCUAUAUUGAAGAACAGCUNUUGUACGUCUCACAAGCUCUUCCUCUACUCUUAAACACACUCAUCGCAGGCACUGACGGCACUGUCGAUGGCCGAACUCUCCCAACUUAUGUUCCAUCACCUCAGGUACUAGCAAUUAUCGCUACUCUAGCUGUGCAUCCGCUCUGGACCAACCGAGCUACAGAACCGGAGAAGAUUAAGACAGCCAACGAUGCACUUGUAUUCCUCAAGCACGUCAAUUCUAUAGUCGGUGCUGCAAGCGCCCGCUUCACCUCAGCUUUUAGGUUCCUGGACAAAUUUGAUUCUCGGGACAGACGACGACGCACUGGAGAUCUCACUCCUGGUACAGAAGAUGACGGCAAGUUCUCAAUCAAAAUGGCCGACAAGAGUGCACUCUGGAAUCUCGCCGAAGACUUUUGGGCCAUGGUUGGCUGGGCCUUCAACUGUUCAUGUCAGCACCCCAAGCGAUGGGAAAGAUGGAGACCCUGGCUUGGAUUUAUGCUUGAUGCAAUGGAAGACGAUCUGCGAGAAAGGAUCUCUGCCGCCGAACCCCUCAAGGAUGAUGGCAAAGAAGCAGCAGCCAACACACUCCUUUCAGACAGUAUGAUCGCACAGUACUGUCUAACUGCAGGUGACGGUAGAGCCGGCAAACGAAGAGUCAUGAGAGCAAUUCUCGCCAACGGUAGCAAGAAGGAUUCAGACGAGUUUCAUGAAAUCUGGAAGAACGAGACCAAACCUCCGAUACAGAAGACAGUGGAAGAGUUGAUGCCGAGGAAAAAGAUCGACAUUGAUCAGGAGGAGUACGGUGACUACAUGGACGUGGACGAUUCAGAAGAGGAAGAAGACUUGACCUCGACCCCUAAAGCAUCAACUUUGGCGCGUUCGUCGCGUAAGAGAGGACGACCUUCUUCAGCCACACCAGAUCCGGAGGUAGAGAGUGAGCGUAGCGUAUCUUCAGAUUAUGGUGGCUAUGAAGCCGUGCACCUGCGCCAGCGCUUGAUCGCUUUGCUCACACAAAUCUCCUCCCACUACGAACACGCCUUCAUGGAAGCCGAAGACUGCUUCGAUCUAGUGACAGAGUUCCUCCGCCCUCUACCAUUAGACACCUUUAUUCUAUUCGUCUCUCCCCCCACCCCCUGGCUAGAACCUCAUUCCCAUGCCUCGCUAUGUCAGAAUCUCCUUCGGCCGACCAUUUCCUCCGAAGCACCAACCUACCACGCCGACACUAUGACACAGAUAGACUUCGAGAAACACUUCUUACCAUAUUCCGCAAACUACACCAACUAUGUCGAAAAUGCACGCGUCAGUCUGCUUGUGGAAGCUCUGUUGAGAUUGCUGUUCAGACACUCUGCGCUGAUUGUUAACAACAGUCUGAAGAAGAAGCUGGAUGAAGGUAUCAAAGCUAGAGAAGCAAAGGCCAAGUUUGGCACAAGGAAGUUGGUUGGCGUCAAAGAAGCCGAGGAGGAAAAGGCUGUGAAGAUGUUGGCGAAUAGUGCGAUGAGGAUGAAGAUGGUGGUUCAGGUUGCUGAUGCUCAGCAGCAG
Messenger RNA from Aureobasidium uvarum, 1705 nucleotides. NCBI's taxonomy places the organism in Eukaryota, Fungi, Ascomycota, Dothideomycetes, Dothideales, Saccotheciaceae. The record is from the annotation of a GenBank genome assembly.